AUGAUAAAUUUUUUGAUUCUUUUUAUUUUGGGUUUAAAUCACUUACACUUUGUACUUUCAUCCUAUGUCCGAAGAUUAAAUGAGGAAUAAUAAUACUAAACAUAUCCAUUUAACAGUGGAACACAGAACUAUAAUAAAUUUGAUGCUUUUAGUUAUGGAGUUUGGAGCAAAUACCUUCCUUUAAGCAUAAUUUCCUAAGUUGGAUUGAUAGGAAUGUUUGAUAGUCACUGCUUUCUUUAAAACUCAAUUAUUGAAAAUACAAAUAAGGAAAUUAACUUACUCUAUUAUGAUUGUGUUGAUCCAUAAACUAAUACUAUUGAAAAGAAGGUUUAAUUUCUAAGUAGUGAUAAUUAAAUGUACAAUUAUAAAUAUGAAAUCAAUCCUUUAGUGUAUGAAAAUUAUUGGUAUUUUUUUGGACUUAAUAUUGUACCAUCUGAAGGAAGUUUUGGAUUUUUUAUAUUUCAAGGAGAAAAUUUAAUAACAAGUGAACAAUUAAAUAUUUAAGGUCCUUUUAAACAUUAAGAUUUAACAAUAGUUAUAGGAGGAGGUUUAAUUGUAGAAGAAUCAUAAAUACUUUGGAUUCAAGAAAUUUAAAAGCUUUCUUAUUUUCCUGGAAAAUUGGCAAUAUUAAAUCCAUCUAUAGAUAAUUUAUAAGAAAAUUAUGAUAACUUUGAUUAUUUCAAGUAUUUCUAACAAAUGGAUAAUCCAGAAUGUAUUAGCAAAACUAAUUCAUUAAAAAAUUUACCAAAUUUUGACAUUUCCAAAUUAAACCAUGAAGUAUUUGCUUCAGAAAGUAUAAAUUGUGAUGAAUUUUAACUUGAAACUUGGAUCCAAAUUUCAAAUAUUCGUCGAGAAGAUUAAUCAUUUAUUUAUUAAUUGUUAAAAAUAUCAGCAAAUUUCGAGAACCAUUAUGCUAAAAAUGAAAAUUUAUCACCAUUUUAAUUAUUCUAUAAAUUUUCAAAUUCAUAAAUUAAAUUAAUUGUGACUACAUAUAGCUUUUUAUUUCCACUUGUUGAUUAUGAUUUUAAUAAGUAAAGCUUUUUGUAAUAAAAAGAAUGGAGUAUCAAUAAUAUUAAAUUAUGGCAUUUCUUAUAUGUCUCUUUGAGAAAUAAGGUAAUUUAAAUACAAAUUACAUUUUAUGAAGGAUUAGAUUAAACCCUAUAUGAAACUUAAUUUUUAGUUCAUUAAUUCCAUGAAGUAUAAUUUAAAUUAUAAUAUGGAAAUAUAUUAAAAUCAUCGACUAAUUAUUUGACUAGAAUUUUGAAAAAUAUGAAAUUUAGUAAUUCUGCAUCAGAAGUAGAUAUUUUCUAAGGUUGUCAUCAUAGUUGCGAGUAAUGUGAAGGUCCUACAAAUAAAGAUUGUUUAUCUUGUUCAAAAGAAUCAAAACGAAUAUAUAUUCCAUAAUUUAAAGUCUGUGUAUGUCCAUUUGAUUAUAUUGAUGAUGUAGAGUGUAAGAAUACGGAAAACUAUAAUUUAUCACUUGAUCCAGAAUUUGAAUAUCAUUCAACAUUAAAUUGUCCUUAAGGAUAAUUUAAUAAAGAUGGAUUUUGCUUAAAAUGGUAAAUCAUUUCUAAAUUAAUCUAGCCCUUCUUUUAUAAAGGAUACUAUAAUAACAUGUUUGGAAUGUAUUCAAAAUCCUAAAGGUUGGCAAAAUGAUCCAUACUGUUAAACUAAUCUCUAUAUUGAUAAAUAGGGAAGUCCAGCACAAUAUAAAAUUGAUAAUUUAAAGACAUAUUAUAUAUUUGAUGGAAUUGAUAUUAAGCCAUAGUAAUUGGGUUUAUAUCAGAAUCGAUAUAAAUAUCAAUAUCAAGAUAAAUAUCAAGAUCAAUUUGAUUCAGUAUACUUAGAUUUUGAAAAGACAAAUGAGAAUUUUCAAAGAUUUUACUCAUCUUCAAAAAAAACUUUUGAAAGUUAUUUUUGCAAUCUUAAAUAGUGUGAAAUUUGUAUAAUGUUAAUUACAAAAUAAAUUUGCAAAAAAUGUUCAAAUAUAUCGAGAUUAAGAAAUGGAAUUUAUGAAGAAAUCGUUCGUGGGGUCAUUAAGAAAAAUAAUUGCUAAGCUCCUUAUUAUAUAACAUCUGAAAAUCUUUGUAAUUUAUGUGAAAUAGAAAAUUGUUAGUUUUGCUUUGAAUAUUCAAGUAAUGAUUUAACUAAAUGUACUCUAUAUAGUGAAUUUUAAACCUUUUAAAAAGAUGAGUUUCUUAAACUAGGUUGUGCAUUAUGUUUAGAUGGAUUUAUAUUUGAUUUUACAUUAGGUAUAUGCAUUUAUAAAGAAUCAACAUUACCUAAUUGCAAGAGAUCUUUUAUAAACCCAUUAGAUUAAUAAUUAUGUACGUUAUCAGCUAUUUAAGAUUUUGGAGUUGCUCCAGAAAUAACAAACUGUUAAAAAUAUAUAUCUAAUUGUAAAUAAUGUAUUUAAACACCUUAAUCGAUUAUAAAGUGUAUUAUUUGUGAAGAUGGAUAUUCAAGUUCUCUUACAACUGGGCAUUGUAGAAUCUGUCAAGUAGAAUAUGCUAAAUUGUGGAUAGAAGGAGACUUUACUAAAGGUGAUGCUUGGAUGUAAUAAAUACAAAGUUUUUUAAUGUUAUUUCUACCAAAUAAGUAUAUGUAUCCAAAGUCUGCUAACUUUUUACAUAUAACACCUCUUGCAAUCAAAUGUAUAGAUAAAUAUGAAUUGAACCAAAAUUUCUGUAGUUUAUACUGUGAUUUAAAUUGUGUAUCUUGUAAAAAAGAAGAAUAAUCUUAUAAAGGAUUUACUUGUAGCAAAUGUAUUCAGGAUUAUUAUAUGGAACCUUUAAGGACGAUAUAAAAAGAGACAUGUGUAAUUUGUCCUUUGUUAUGUUUGGUUUGUGAAUAAAGAACAACAGAAGAGAUUUAAGUAUGAAAUAGAUAUCUAUUGUAGAAUAUUAAUCCGGCAUAUGAAAUAGAUGAUUAAAAUAGAAAGUAUACUUAUAAAUGUAUUCAAAAAAGGUAACACUAAAAUAUUAUUAUUGAUCCUUAUUAAUAAAUAGCUAAAUAUUGCCUUAAUGGCAUAUGUGACCAACUUAUUUCAUAUUAAGUACAUAUUAAAUCAUAAUUAGCUUUACAAUAAUUGUGAAGAUUUGAGUAAAAUAUUUGAUGGAUGGAGGUCUUAUACUGAUGAUUUAAAUUUUGAAUAUUUUAAUCAAAUUGGAGCACAAAAAUUGAAUUUAAUCAUUCCUAUUCAAGAUUUAUGUAUCGCUGAAAAAUUAUAUGAAGAAUCGUUAACUAAUGAAUUAAAAAAAGGAAUUUUUUCUUUAUUUUGGGUAGAGUUAACAUUUCUAGGUAAUCACUCUCCAUCUACUUAUUAACCAAUAAUAGAAAUAAAAAAUUUUGAUUCUAUCAGUUUCAAAAAACUAACAUUUAUUAUAUUUUAAACCUUAGAAUUAUUUAUAAUUAAUGAUGAUGCUCCUACGAACUUAAUACUUACUGAUUCUAAAUUUAUGGCAAAUAAUUAAGAUUAAAUAAUAUUCUCAAUUUAAAUAAAAUAAUGUCAACAUUUUGAGAUCAGAAAUAUCACAUUAAGUGAUUUAAAUAUAUUAGAUUCUGUUGUAUUUUUAAUAAGAUUUCAAAAUUAAGAUGAUUCAAUCAAAUUACUAAAUUUCACAAUUAGAAAUUGUAAUUUAACUCAAGCUACUCUUUUUCAAUUUUAUGAUUUUCCUAAUAAUACCUUAAUUUAAAAUUUUAAAAUUGAAAAUUGCUAAUUUUUUAACUCAACGAUUUUAAGUUUUAUAUAAGAUAUUAAAACAUAAUCUAUGAUUAAUAUUAUUAAUUUGAUAAUUCAUGAAUCUUUCAUUUAAGAUUCACUAUUAAUUAAUGGCACAGACAUUUAUUAAUUUAAAUUAGUUGAAGUUUCAUUAAAUUUGAAUAAAUUAAAAAAUUCAAAGUUCUUACUAUUUUAAAAUAGUCUUACUAUAGUACUUAUUAUGAAGUUUUAUUUAAUUUGA
Molecule: messenger RNA, 3962 nt
Organism: Paramecium pentaurelia
Lineage: Eukaryota; Ciliophora; Oligohymenophorea; Peniculida; Parameciidae
Source: the annotation of a GenBank genome assembly